This is a messenger RNA of Hypanus sabinus (Atlantic stingray), 10436 nucleotides long. RefSeq lists its product as uncharacterized. Gene Ontology annotation, biological process: DNA integration. Lineage: Eukaryota; Metazoa; Chordata; Chondrichthyes; Myliobatiformes; Dasyatidae. The record is from RefSeq and is a predicted model, not a curated record. Gene Ontology annotation, molecular function: nucleic acid binding. The transcript is spliced from 2 exons. Bases 6507 to 7487 code for a protein of 326 amino acids.
CGUGUGAUGGGAAUUAAACCCGGGUCACUGGUACUGUAAAGCGUUGUGCUAACCACUACACUACCGUGUGAUGGGGAUUGAACCCGGGUCACUGGUACUGUAAAGUGUUGUGCUAACCACUACACUACUGUGUGAUGGGAAUUGAACCCGGGUCACUGGUACUGUAAAGUGUUGUGCUAACCACUACACUACCAUGCUGACCCAUAGAAGUAAUUAUUAUCCCUCUUCCCCAUUCCCCUGCCUUCUCGCUGUAACGUUUGAUGCCCUAAUAAUCAAGUACCUAUCAACCUCCACUUCAAAUUCCACAUGAACCUGUUGCAGGAGAAUUAGUACCUACCCAUUCCUUCCCUGAAUACCCUUGGAGGCAUUAGAAUCCUCCCCUGGCAAAUAAUUUUAUCUAUUUUUUUCUCAGUAAGAUUGAGUUAAAAGAGUUGCAGGCAUGUUGUGUUGGUGCUGGAAACAUGGUGACAUGAGUGGGCAGCCCCCAGCAUAUCCAAGACUGUGUUGGUCAUUGAUGCAGAAUGAUGCAUUUCACUGUAUAUUUCAACUUACAUGUGACAAACAAAGGCAAUCUUUAUCUUUAAAUGGUAUAGUUUCUGUUGUUGACUUUCUGCACGUGGGACAGGUCUCCCAAUCAUAGUUACCCACUCCCAUUUUCAUCCUUCAAGCAGGUAUCAGAAUUAGGCUUAGUAUCACUGGGGGAGGUGCUAAAAUGGCAAUUUCAUCAGGCUCAUCAGUGAAACAGAGUAAAUUGCUGCCUUUAAUGUCUCUCUUUUUCCUUUUCAAGGUGGUCGGGAUCCUGACAGAGUCGUGAUCUAUAGCUGCACUCCAACUGUGGUUCUUCAUGGCAGUGGGUUCCUGCUCUCAGAGCUCGCCGACCAGCUGAUAGUUCAAGAUGCGGGUUGGAAGAUAUGCACCUUAUACACUCAAGUGAUCUCUCUCACGCUCUCUCUCUCUCUCUGGGAGAGACGACUGGUUCUGAAGUUGGCUGAAGAAUCUGACUACAAUUGAUCUGGGAUGGGCGCCUGCCAGGGGCAGCAGAGCUAACGCACGGUGAGCCCUUUCUAUCUGUAGGCCUUUUACGUCUGGUAUAUCAAGAUUCUCUCUAAGCAGCUUCUCCACGAAGGGAAUCAUCAAUGCGGGUUUACCUUCAGAUCCUUCGGGAACGCCGUAGAUCCUCACAUUUUCCCUUCUUGAGCGGCUUUCUUGGUCUGUUAGCUUCCACUGGAGCUGCUCUUGCAGCUUUAGCAUUAUUUCUAUCACUUCCUCUGCUUUUUGCAGCCUCUCCUCAGUCGCUACAAUCCUCGCUUCAGCUUUGUCUAACCUCAAAUUAGUGUUUACUAUUUCUCCUUUAAUAUCUUCCAAUUGUUUCCUGUCGUCGGAACUCGCGAAUCUGUCUGAGAAUCAAAGUCAAAUUCACUGAUUCUUCCUCAUUAUCUCCGUCAGGCUAGCGGUGGGGGAGCUAGGCCCGUCGUCUCGCUGCGUCUCUUUGUUUUUAUCAACCUUCUGAGCGGACUUUUUACUCUUGUCCUUAGCCAACAUCCAUGCUCCUUUUAUUAAUAUAGUUAUUCAGUUUUAAAUAUUUGUCUAAUUUCGGCUUUGGGGCAGUUUACCUUUUUUGUCGAGAGACCUUUCCCUACGCCACUAUUCCCUUGAUGACCUGGAAGUCCAUCCCUCAUUCUUCAUUUUUAAGUAAAUAUUCAACGUACCCAUUUUAAAUCUGUGAUUGGAUCCCUGAACCUGCUCUUCCCUCACGCUACAACAGUUCCAGCAAUCAGGGUUCAAUUCCCACCACCGUCAGUGAGGAGCUUGUACGUUCUCCCUGUGACUGUGAGUAUGUUCUCCCCGUGGGUUUCUCUUGGUGCUGCAGAUUCUUCAUUGCCAACAAAUCCAAAGACUUACGGCUCAGGGUUAGUGAGUUGUGGGCACACUUCGCUGGUGCAGGAAGUGUGGUGACACUUGUGGGCUGCCCCGGCACAACCUAGAAUGUAUUGUUCGUUUAUACAAAUGACUCAUUUCACUGUAUAUUUUGAUUUAUAUGUGACAAAUAAAGCUAAUCUUUGCUGUUGUUUACCUCCUGCAUGUGGGACAGGUCUCCCAAUCAUAGUUACCCAGUCCUGUGCUCCUCCUUCAAGCAAGUAUCAGAAUCAGAAUCAGGUUUAAAAUCAUUGGCAUAUGUCAUGAAAUUUGUUGCUAUGCAGCAAUAAUAAAAACUGAAUUACAAUGAGAGAAAAUAUAUAGUUACAUUAAAUAAAUAGUGCAAAAAUAGAAAUAAAAAAGUAGUGAGGUAGUGUUUGCGGGUUCAAUGUCCAUUCAGAAAUUGGAUGUCGGGGGAAAGAAGCUGUUCCUGAAUCAUUGAGUGUGUGUCUUCAGUCUCCUGUACCUCCUCCCUGAUAGAAGAGGGAUGUCUUGAGAGAUGGGGGUCCUCAAUGAUGGUCACUGCCUUUCUGAGGCAUCACUCUUUGGAGAUGUCCUGGAUACUACGGAGGCAGACUGAUGAUGGAGCUGAUUAAGUUUAAACUCCCUGCAGCUUAUUUCGAUCCUGCACAGUAGGCAUCCACACUCUGCACCCCCCCCCCCCCCCGUACCAGAUGGUGAUGCAGUCAGUUAGAACAGUCUCUAGGGUACCAAACACGCAGUGGCUAGAGAACCUCUUCCAGCAAACGUCUGUUACGAAAUCUGCUCACAGCUUACAGUCAUGGCUAGCCUUUAUUUCAUCAUAUUUCAUUUAGCAAUAAAAUAGACCCUUCUGGCCUACUGUGGCAUGCAACCCAGCAAGCCACCGAUUUACCCCUAGCCUAAUCACAGGAGAAUUAACCUACCAACUGGUACACCUUUGGUCUGUGGGAGGUCCUGGAGGUGUCCCAUGCAGUCACAGGGAGAAUGUCCAAACUUUCUUACAGAGGCCAUGGAACUGAACUCGAAACUCCGAUGCUCUGAGCUGUAAGGGAUCACACUAACUGCUACCAUGUGCCCGUAUCCAUCGCUGUGUGGAGAUAUGCAUUCUCUCUGUGACGGUGUGGAUUUCUCCUGGAUGCCCUCAUUUGUUCAAACAUCCUGAGUCUGUGUCAGUAGGUUCACAAACAGAGAAAAUCCACAGAUGCUAGAAAUCCAAGGCAAAACACACAAGAUGCUGGAGGAACUGAGCAGGCUAGGCAGUGUCCAUGGAAAUGAAUAAACAGUCGACAUUUCAGGGCGGUUCCCUUCAUCAGGACUGGUAGGUUAUUUGCUUACUGUAAGUUGACCCCAGGGUAGAUGAGUGGUAAGGAAUUGAUGGACGUGUGAGAGAGAACAGAUCAGCUGGAAGUACAUGGGGUGUAAGUGAAUACUCUAAUGGGCCUCCUAAGCUUUGAGAAAUAUUGUUCCAUUUACAACUAACUAUCCCCUGAAAUGGGUGGCAGGAUGGAGAUAAGUCUCUACCAAAGGAUGUGUAAAGUGUUCCUUCCCUCCGCUAGCCUGCAAGUUACUUUAGGCCUGCUUAGCCCCCAUCCUCGCCCCACCAUCCCACACCCGGGUCACAUGAAGCCCUAGGAGCAGGUGGUCAUUGGUCGUUUGAGCAGCUGGUGCAUAUCACAAGUCCUGGUUAUGUGACGACUGACGCCAGGCAGACAAUCUCUGAAGAGUAUUGAUAAUGGCUGGAGUCACCCGUCUUGUAAAGACACUGCCUGGAAGAGGCCAAUAAUGAACGUAGAAAAAUUAGCCAAGAACUAUUAUGGUCACCAUGUUUGCAACAUCAUAUGAAUGGCACGUAAUGAUGGUGUCAUAUGACAGGGCAUAUAAUGAUAAUAGUGCCCCCGAAAGGUGUCACACAAUGCUGAGUGCAGUAAAGGGUUAACAUCAAGUUUAUUGUGCACAAGUACAGUGAAGUACGUGAAAAUUCAUACUUGCUUGCAGCAACAUCAUUGUUACUUGGUCAGGAAGAACAAGGACUACAAGAAUAUGGACUUGAGGAAAACACACACCAGUCCUUAUUGAGGGGUCAGCAGUGGAAAGGGUGAGCAGCUUCAGAUUCCAGGGGUCACCAUCUCUGAAGAUCUAUCCUCGCCCCUAACAUAUUGAUGCAAUUACAAAGAGGGCGCAUUGGCAGCUAUAUUUCAUUAGGAGUUUGAAGAGAUUUAGCAUGUCAUCAGAAACUCUGACAAAUCUCUACAGAGGUGCCAUGGAGAGCAUUCUGAUUGGCUGCAUUGCCAUCCGGAAUGGGGUGGGGGGUGGCUACUGCACAGGAUCAGAAAAAGCUGCAGAGAGCUGUAAACUCAGCCAGUUUCAUCAUGGGCGCUAGCCCAUUCCGCACCACGGACAUUUCCAAAAGGCAGCGCCCACUAUGAAGCUCAGUCACCUUCCGGGACAUGCCCUCUUCUCAUUGCUACCAUUAGGGAAAUGGUACAGGAGCCUGAAGGCACACACUCAACAUUUUUGGAACAGCUUCUUCCCCUCGGCCAUCCGAUUUUUGAAAGGGUCAUAGAGUCAUAGAAAUGUAAUGGAUAUUGGCACAUUUAGUUCACGCCGAACCAUUUAAACUGUCAGCAUGAGCCCAUGAACCCAUGAAUAUUAUCUCACUAUUUUGAUCUCUUUUUGCAUUACUUAUUUAUUUUUUAUAUUUCUUAUUGUUACUUACUUUUUAUGUAUUACACUCAUUGACCAGAAAGAAUGCCAAUCGGUGAACAGGAAUGGAGGCAGGCAUUUUGUGAGACUGUCCAUGUAGCCGCCAUUUUGUGAACUGUUUGAUGAACUGAUGCUUGCCCUGGGGUAACUUAAUCAGAGCAGUUGAAAGUGGGCACAGAGAGUUUCUGCGAAUGAUCAUUCUCAAGUAAGGACAUGCCCAUUGUGUAACACGGCAGGUUUGAGUAAGUAAUCUCGUCAUCUGGGCCCAGUGUCUGGGUGACGCUGUUUGAACCGCCCAGAGUGAAAAGAACAAAAGUUCUUGAUUUAUGAGAUUGUAGGCGAAGGCUAUAAAACAAUAUUGCUUGUUACCCUGGGCUACAUGCAAUGGGGAUUUAACACAGGUUAGUCAGAUGAACCUGAGCCAACAAGAUUGAAAUGCAACAUUUGAACUGAUAAAGAUGUUUAAAAGUAAGAAGCUUCGAGGGAAAGCAUAGAAACAUAGAAAACCUGCAGCACAAUACAGGCCCUACUGCCCACAAAGCUGUAUCGAACAUAUACUUAAUUUGGAAAGUACCUAGGGUUACUCAUUGCUCUCUAUUUUUCUAAACUCCAUGUACCUAUCCAGGAGUCUCUUAAAAGACCCUAUUGUAUCCGUCCCCACCACCGUCACCGGAAGCCUAUUUCAUGCACUCAACACUCUCUGCAUAAAACAAAACUUACCCUGAUAUCUCCUCUGUACCUACUUCCAAACACCUUAAAACUAUGCCCUAGGUUAGCCGUUUCAGCCCUGGGAAAAAGCCUCUGACUAUCCACACACAAAGCAGUGACAACUCUCCGGAGACUAAGCCUCACGGAUGUUGAGGACCCUGAGCCGGACACGUGGGGUUCACAUCGGGAUCACGAGGAACACCUGGCCAGCACAGACUCUUUUUCUUUGACUGUCCAUGGAGGAUCAGGGAAACCUAGCGAGCAUGCACACAGUUAGUUAGCUUGUGAGCCCGUGCACUUUUUAGCUGAGACAAUGAAGGCAUUUGUCAGUUAGUACAGAAUCUCUCAUUGCCGAACUGAAUGCUAUUAUUAAGGGGACGUCCUUGUAACACACUGUACUGCUGCCACAAAUGAAAAGAAUUUCACGAUCUGUCACUGAUAGUAAAUCUGAUUCUAAUUCUGAUGUAGAUUAGGUACAACAGUUCUGAUUUCUGCAGCUAAGUUAUUUCAUAGCAGUUGACAUUUUAAUUUCCAAGAUCAUUUUGAAAAUGAUGGUGGAUGGUUCUGCAAGUCCAGGACUACAUAGAAACCAGACUGGUUAAGCAUUCUUUGUUCCUGGACACCUUUGUAGUUAGUUACCAUCACCAUUUUUAUUCCAGACCCACUUGGUUAUUUGAACUUGCCUGCUGGCUUGCUUUAAUCCGUAAGAAUAAAUUUCCUCAGGACAGAACUUUUAAAAAGAAAAAUAACACAGUGAAUGAAGGUAAAUCAGAAAUUAAACCAGAAGUUGGUGAGAAAGGUAAGGAGGAAGGAAAACCUGUGAAGGAAAGACAGUUUGGUCCCAUUUGUAAUUACUUUAAGAAAGCUGGUCAUGUAAUAGCUAACUGUUUCCGAAUGGAAAAAGAGAAGGAAGCAGUCCCAGUUGCUUGUGUGCAACAUACUGAAACACCUGUAAAAUCACAGGGUUUGAUAAACACAAAUGAAGUUUUGUUAGAAUUCAACCAAGUUAAAAAGGGAUAUGAUCAUUUUAUAACUGAAGGGUUUGUAUCCUUGGAAGAAGGAUCGACUCUGGUGCCAAUAAAAAUUCUUAGGGAUACUGAAGCUUCUCAAUCACUGAUGUUAGACAGUGUUUUAAAGUUUAAUGAAGAGUCUGACACUGGUGAGGUAAAUUAUAUACAAGGUGUUGGGAGUGCCUUAUGCCUGUAUAUUUGCAUAAAGUGAAGUUAAAAUCAGGGUUAGUUACAGGACUUGUUAAAGUAGGAUUACAGCCUAGCUUACCUGUGAAGGAUAUUUCUUUAUUGUUAGGUAAUGAUUUGGCAGGUGGACAAGUUUUCCCUGAAGUGCAUUUGACAAUAGAGUCAGAGGAACCACGGAUGGAUUCUAACACAGAUUCUUCCUGUGUUGUAACUCAAGCUAUGGCUAAAAAGAUUUAUGAGCAGAAUAAGGUGACUCGUGACUGUUCAACUCAGGAUUCGACUUUUGAGGAUGUGUCAGAAACUUUCUUACACUCAUUGUUUGAACAAGGUUCUUGGAGUAAGUCUGACGAUGAAGAUUUGUCUCUGUCCAGGAAGGAGAUGAUAGCAGAGCAGAGUAGAGACCCUGAGAUUAUAAAAUUAAAAGAAAAAGCUCUACCAGAUAGUGAAAUUGAGAAGGUGCCAGUAGGAUAUUAUUUUGAAAAAGGAGUGUUGAUGAGGAAGUGGAGAUCGCCUACAAUUCCUGCAAGUGAUGAAUGGAAUGUUGUUUACCAGGUAGUUGUUCCUAAAGUUUAUCAAAAUGAGAUUUUAACUUUAGCUCAUAGUGUAUUCUUGGGUGGACAUCAAGGGGUAAGGAAAACUGUGGACAAGAUUUUAAAACAUUUUUAUUGGCCUGGUUUAAGAAAAGAUGUGGCGAUGUUUUGUAAAACGUGCCAUGCUUGUCAAAUUGUGGGUAAACCAAAUCAAGUUACACCAGUGGCUCCAUUGCAACCUAUUCCAGCUCUUAUAAAAUUCUUUACUUAUUUUGGGUUGCCUAAGGAAAUACAAUCUGAUCAAGGCAGUAAUUUUAUGUCCGGAUUGUUUCAACAGAUAGUUUAUAAAUUGGGAGCUAAGCAAAUCACUUUGUCUGCAUACCAUCCAGAAUCACAAGGUGCCUUGGAAAGGUUUCAUUCUACCCUCAAGAAUGUAUUGUGUGGAAAAUGAAAAUGAUUGGGAUGAGGAUAUACACUUACUUCUAUUUGCAGUAAGGGAAUCAGUACAAGAAUCCUUCGGUUUCAGUCCAUUUGAACUUGUAUUUGGGCAUAGAGUUAGAGGACAUUUAGCCUUAUUAAAAGAACAAUGGAUUAAUAAAGAGAUAUACACUAAUUUGUUACACUAUGUUUUGAAAUUUAAGGACAGAUUACAUAAAGCUUGUAAUUAGCUAGGGAAAAUUUAAAAUUGGCUCAGGAGCAAAUGAAAACCUGGUACAAUAAGGAAGCUAGGAUGAGGACGAUUAAACCUGGAGAUAAGGUGCUGGUUCUUUUCCCAGUGCAAAUGAAUCCUUUACAAGCUAGAUUUCAUGGUCCUUAUGAAAUUGUGUCUAAAAUCAAUUAUGUGGAUUACAUGAUAAAAAUUCCAGAACGCAGAAGGCCAACACAACUUUGCUAUAUAAAUAUAAUAAAGCCAUAUUACGAGAAACAGUUUGCUACUGUGACUGUUGUGGCUAAUGAUAAUGAGUCUGAUCUCACUAGGGACAUAAUGGAUGAUUCAUCUGAAACUCAUUCUAAACCCAACAUUGUUUCUGUCAAGUUACCAAACUCAACCAUUCUGGAAAAUAUUGAUGAGAAAUUAGCACAUUUACAACCAGUGCAGAAACAGCAAAUGAAACAAUUAAUUUUUAAAUAUAAAGAUUUGUUUCCAGACGUUCCUAGAAGAACCACUGUAGCUUCACAUUAUGUAGAUGUUGGAGAUGCCAAACCCAUUAAACAACAUCCAUAUAGGAUGAACAUGGAAAAAUGUGAACUUGCUGAGAAAGAAAUUAAAUAUAUGCUAGAGAAUAAUAUUAUUCAACCUUCUAACUCGAAUUGGAGUUCACCUUGUGUUAUGGUGCCAAAAUCAGAUGGUAGCAUUAGGUUUUGUACAGACUAUAGGAAGGUGAAUGCUGUAAUGAAAACAGAUGCAUAUCCAAUUCCCAGAGUAGAUGAUCGUGUAAAGUGGGAAAAGCAAAGUUCCUUACAAAGAUUGAUUUAUUGAAAGGGUAUUGGUGUGUUCCAUUAACGGACAGAGGUAGAGAGAUUUCUGCGUUUGUAACUCCAUCUGGGUUAUAUGAAUAUAAUGUUCUUCCAUUUGGGAUAAGAAUGCCCCAGGUACUUUCCAGAGGAUGAUGAACUCUGUGAUUCAGGGAUUAAAGGAUACAGAUGCUUAUAUUGACAAUUUAGUGACAGGAAAUGAUACUUGGGAAGCACAUAUUACUGCGGUGGAGAAAUUAUUUAAAAGGCUUUCAAAAGCUAACUUAACUAUUAAUUUAGCUAAAAGUGAAUUCGGAUACGCCACUGUAACUUACCUUGGUUAUGUUGUGGGUCAAGGUAAGGUAGCUGCUGUUCAGACAAAAGUUUGGGCAAUUUUAGAGAUUCCCACUCCAACUGGGAAAAAAACUCUCAGAAGAUUCCUGGGAAUGGUAGGAUAUUAUCGAAAAUUUUGUAAGAAUUUUGCUAAUGUUGCCCUUCCAUUAUCUAACCUCUUGAAGAAGAAUGAGAAGUUUGUGUGGACAGUGCCUUGUCAAGAAGCAUUUGAAAAAUUGAUAACUAUGAUAUGUCAACAACCUGUGCUCAAGGCACCUGACUUUGAAAAACCUCUUUCAUUAGCUGUAGAUGCUAGUGAUGAGGCUGCAGGAGCAGUAUUAAUGCAAAGGAAUGAGGGUAAUGAGGUUGAUCAUCCCAUAGCUUACUUUUCUAAGAAAUUUAAUAAGCAUCAAAGGAACUAUUCAACAAUAGAGAAGGAAUUGUUAUCUCUUGUUUUAGCCUUAGAACAUUUUGAUGUAUAUGUUGGUACAACUCAAAAACCACUUAUCAUUUACACUGAUCAUAAUCCGUUAGUGUUUCUGAGUAAGAUGAAAAACAAAAACAGAAGGUUAUUAAAUUGGCGUUUGAUGUUACAAGAGUACAAUAUUGUGAUAACUCAUAUUAAAGGUAAAGAUAAUGUAAUUGCUGAUUGUCUAUCUUGAUGUUGAAUGUACAAUUUUUUUUUAUGGAGUGAUAUUUUAACAUUUGUAACACUCCUGGGUAAUAAUUUGUCAGUUGAUGUAUGAUAAUACUAUGUAUACUGUGUACAUUGUAAAUUUUGUAUGUUUGUAUUUUUUCGUAAAUAGUUAAUUGUUAAAAUUUUGCUGUCGACAGUUCAAAAUUUAUUUUUUGGAGCAAGGUGUUAUAUACCCAUGGGUAGCUUGUACCUGUCAAGUGACCAUGAUGUAAUUGAAGCUAUGCUGGACAUGAGGUAAUGGUCUUGUGAUGGGGGAAGUGACGUCAUUUUCCUGCCAAUGAGAGGUCAUGUGAUAGUUUUUUUCAACUAGGUAUAAAAGGAGAACCCCACCCUGUGACGUGGGCAGUCCAUGGUUGAAUUCGGUAGUGACUCCACACUGCUGCGUAUUCCAAUGUUAUGACGCAGUUUCAUUUAAAAGUGGAGUUUUACUUUCUGCCUUAAGUCGAAGGUUAUUGCCGGCAACUCUGCUGCAAUACUGCCAGUUAAAAUCAAGUUGGAGAGUGAAGAUUCGUCAAAGUUCGGGAAGCUGAAAGAUUGAAAGGAGUUAAUGUUGAUGGUGAAACAGAUUCGACCUUUGCUUAAUCUUCACAUGAGGGAUUAGUGACCUGUGUCCAUGUUAACUUCUGCUUUGCCAAAAGAGCAGUGAGUUGGAUGCGAAGUUUUGUCAAAGGAAGGUCAGUGCCUUUAAGCCGUUUUAUUUCCUUCGAUCGUAAGUCCUCUGGGGAAUAACAUACUUUGACUGGGAACAGCAGUAACGCCACGAAAGAGAAUUUAUUAUUAAGGAAAGCCUAUCCUUUAACAGACUGUAAAUCAUUUUGGACUUUCUCAUUACUACUUCUGAGAACCGUUUUUGCAUCAUCGCUUUAAGAACUGUUUGAGUUGCCGUAUUGCAGCUGACUGCUGGUUGUUAGUUGU